AUGGUUGAAGAAGAUAGCAAAGAUUAAAAUGUUUUUAUUUAUAAGCUUUUCUUCAUGAAUAAUUAAAACCCAAUGGAUUAUGUUAAAAAUCAGAAUUUUAUAAUUUUAUAUAAAAAAAGCAAAAUAAUUAUAAAAAAUUUAUAAGUACAUCAAGCCAAAAUGAAAAUAAAAAUGCAAGCUAUAUAGACAAUUAAGAUUUAAUUUUAUUUACAAAAAUAUAUAUUUUGUAUGUUAGUUAAUGUAAUUUUACUUUAUUUUAUAUUUUGGUGUAUUUAUUUUAUUAUUUAGGUUUCUUUCUUUAAAUUUAAUUUUUCAGUUAAACUUUUUUUUUUUUUAAUUUUCUUUUUUUUUUCUUAUUUUUUCUUAAUUUUUUAAUGUGUUAAUUUUAUUUGGAGAUAUUUAAGAUAUUAAUUGAGUUUUUAUAUGAAAAGGAUUAGAAAGCUAGAGUUAGAAGUUAUAAUUGAAAAGAGAGAAAUAUGA
Molecule: messenger RNA, 480 nt
Organism: Tetrahymena thermophila SB210
Lineage: Eukaryota; Ciliophora; Oligohymenophorea; Hymenostomatida; Tetrahymenidae
Product: transmembrane protein, putative
Exons: 1
Source: RefSeq, a predicted model, not a curated record